UCUAUGGCCUUCAGAGUACGUUGAUACGUGUAUAUUUCCCGGUCAAAUACGUCGAUAACGAAGGUUGUCAUGUUUGUCACAAGGCAUCGUUAGUGCUAUGCUAAUGUGGGCCUACCGUCAUGACGGUGCGUUUGUCAAUUGACAUUUGGUGUACGUUGUAACUUGUGUUACAUGUAGGCCUAAGGCUUUUUCAGUUCGGCCUUUUUCAAAAAUUCUGCUAAAUUGUAUGCAAGAAUUCUGGAUGCGGUAUAACGUUAGUUCAAGAGAGGAAAUCUGCCAAAGGAAAGGAGAAGAAAUUGAAAAGGAAAGAGGAGCAGGCCUCCUUAGCUGCAUCGCGAGCUGUCGUUGAAGCGGCCAAUGCUCUUGAUGAUCCCAUGGAGAGCUUAGCACCGUUCAAGAAGUACAACAGAAACGGACUGAAUUUGACGAUCGAAUGCUGCCGGAGCACAAGCCUGGAUGAGCAGAUGUUGGACUGGGCCUUCGACCUCACCAAGAAAAACAUGCAGACACUAUACGAAACAAGCAGCUGUGGCUGGAGACCGCGGGAGAAGAGGGAAGAGUUGACGGACGACCGGGCGUGGUACCUCAUUGCCAGGGAAACAGAUGGCACUCCUGUUGGGCUGAUCCACUUUCGCUUCGACAUGGAUUUUGAUGACGAGGUCUUGUAUUGUUACGAGAUCCAGUUGGUUGAAGAAGUCAGACGGAAAGGUCUGGGAAAAUUCCUCAUGCAGAUCCUGUCUCUUCUAGCUUACAAAACACACAUGAAGAAAGUUGUGCUUACAGUGUUCAAGAGGAAUGUCACUGCAUGCGAUUUUUUCAGGGAUAUCCUCAAAUUUGAGAUUGACGAGACCUCGCCGAGUGUCUUUGAUCCCAUGUGCCCAGACGAGUACGAUUAUGAGAUCCUGAGCAAGGCUGUGCCCCAAAAGAAGGCAGCCAAACCAGUGCCAGCCUGCAGAGAGAAUGGUAACCAAGCUGUGCACUAAAAAAAA
This is a messenger RNA of Acanthaster planci (crown-of-thorns starfish), 989 nucleotides long. RefSeq names its product N-alpha-acetyltransferase 40, NatD catalytic subunit (gene naa40). Gene Ontology annotation, molecular function: histone H2A acetyltransferase activity; histone H4 acetyltransferase activity; protein N-terminal-serine acetyltransferase activity. Gene Ontology annotation, cellular component: nucleus. NCBI's taxonomy places the organism in Eukaryota, Metazoa, Echinodermata, Asteroidea, Valvatida, Acanthasteridae. The record is from RefSeq and is a predicted model, not a curated record.